AGAAGCGGAGCCACUACGGUGUCAAUUUUUAACAUUGUAUCGAACGAUCCUUUGUAGUUUAUCUAUGCGAUUAGUCAUUAUGCCAUUUUGUGUGCAAGAAGUCUAAGUUAUUAUAGUUAUUUGUUGCAAGAUAGAAAAAGUGUAAUGUUGAGAAAUGGUUUAUGCUAGGUUUUGCAGAAAAAAUCGGAUAAUAUUGCGUAAUACGAUUGUGUCACAAUAGUGGAGUGAUGUGAUUGUAAAGUUAGUUAUGCACAUUUCUUGAUUUGGGGUAAUAGAUGGAGGACAAAGGGGUGAAACCACGACCUCGAUCAAAUUCAGCAAGAGUAUUGGUUUUUAACGAACCAAAGCCUGGAUUUCGACUAGAACAUAGGCAGAAUUCAUGUACGGAUUCAUGGCUUUCACGAAAACAAUCAGAUCCUGAAAAUGGUGCAUCAAACCUAGUUCGGAUAAGGAAAUCGGCGUUGGGAAAGUCUGCUCCAUCAUUAUCGUUAAAUAUGAAGGACUCUUCUUCUUCUGUGAAUAGAAGGAAUAGUCGGUCAAGUGCAAUACAUAGAUUGAGUUUUGUUACAAAUACAAGUCCAGUACUACCAAGAUCUCAUUCACCAGUUUGUGGUAGUCCUCUUGAUAGCCCUAGAACACACACCAGCUUCAAUAACUUCUCAUUCGCACCUAUCAAAAGGAUUGUAGCUGGAUAUCGAGGAGAUGGAAGAAGAUGGUCUGUGGCUUCUCUUCCUUCAUCUGGUUAUGGAACAACACCAGGAAGUUCAAACAUGUCGUCAAAAUGCUCUAGUCAAGAACGAUUACAUCAGUUACCUCAUAUUCCUACUUCUGAAGAUAUUAGAAUAUUAACUCAUCAUUUUUCGAGUAACGAAAGUAAUGCCUCUUUACCCAGUUGUGAAGAUACUUCGUCAGUGAGUCACCGGUCUCCUCUUCAUAGGCCACGGUCUCGGAGCCUAAGUUUAUAUUUAUUUCAUUCUAGUAGUCCAAGUAGAACUCCAGUUAUCGACAACGAAGUAUGUAUGAUGAAUGUUCUAUAUAAAGAACGAUUUCCAAAAGCAACUCAGCAAAUGGAAGAAAGAUUAGGAAAUUUUAUUGAAGAAAACAAAAUAUUAGAUUUUGGAAAAGAUUGUGAUUACUUACCUAUUGUUCGUUUUGUUCACCAUCAAGUUCUAGAGAUAGCUAGAGACUGCUUGCAUAAAUCACAAACUAAAUUGAUUACCAGUCAGUAUUUUCACGAGAUGUCCGAAAAUUUGGAACGUUUAUUAUCAGAGACUAAGGAAAAAUCCGAGGAUGCAGCUAAUUUGUUAACAAGUUUUAUUAAAAAGCUUCUUCUAAUAAUAUCUAGACCAGCGCGUCUCUUAGAAUGUUUGGAAUUUGAUCCUGAAGAAUUUUAUCAUUUUCUGGAAGCAGCCGAGGGCCAAGUAAAAGGAAUGCAAGGUAUAAAAGCUGAUAUCCCUCAGUACAUUAUUCAAAAAUUGGGUCUAAAUAGAGACCCAAUAGCGGAACUCCAACAAGAACUCCGCGAUUAUAACUGGUCAAAUGAAAAUAAACCAGUGGUUUUGAAUACAAAUCCAACUAUGAGAAAAACAUUAUCAAACCCUAAUGAAAAUGAUUUUGAAAUAGUUAAACUCAUUUCCAAUGGAGCCUAUGGAGCUGUCUAUUUAGUGAAGCACAAACAGACUCGAUUGCGAUUUGCAAUGAAAAAAAUUAACAAAAACAACUUAAUGUUACGUAAUCAGGUAGAACAAGUUUUCGCUGAAAGGGAUAUACUUAGUUUUGCUGAUAAUCCUUUUGUAGUCAGUAUGUACUGUAGUUUUGAAACUAAGAAACAUCUAUGCUUAGUAAUGGAAUAUGUGGAAGGUGGAGACUGUGCAAGUUUAUUAAAAAAUAUUGGACCUCUUCCUGCAGACAUGGCUCGAUUUUACUUCGCUGAGACAGUACUAGCUGUUGAGUACUUACAUUCCUAUGGGAUUGUGCAUAGGGAUUUAAAACCAGAUAACCUUUUAAUUACAGCGUUGGGGCAUAUCAAACUAACGGAUUUCGGAUUAAGUAAAGUGGGUCUCAUGUCGUUGGCUACAAACUUAUAUGAAGGGUAUGUGGACACGGAGUCUAGAAAGUUUUCAGACAAGCAAGUUAUUGGUACUCCUGAAUAUAUUGCACCUGAAGUUAUCUUGAGGCAAGGAUAUGGAAAACCAGUUGAUUGGUGGUCUAUGGGAAUUAUUCUCUACGAGUUCCUUAUUGGUUGUGUUCCAUUUUUCGGAGAAACGCCUGAAGAGUUAUUUGCUCAUACCGUACAAGAUGAAAUAGAAUGGCCUGAAAAUGAAGACUGGCCUAUACAAGGUGAAGCUAAAGAUCUCAUUAUUUCUCUUCUACAACAUUCACCUAGAGAUAGAUUAGGCACUGGAGGCGCACAUGAAAUUAAAGAACAUGUUUACUUCAAUACGAUAGACUGGAAUUCACUACUUAGAAAAAAAGCUGAAUUUAUUCCUCAGCUACAACAUGAUGAAGAUACAAGUUAUUUUGAUAGUAGAAUAGAUCGUUAUAGUCACGAAUUAGAAGAUGAUACCGACGAUACCGAUGAUUCACCAGUGUUUGGUCUAUUUUCUUCCUGUUCUCCACAAUAUAAGAAAGUGUCAGAGUUAAGUUCCUUAAGUACUGAUACUGAUGCUGAAAUUAGUAGUUCAUCGUUAAAACUCAGUGCUUCUGAAGCAUCCGUGCCUGGAACUCCAGAAAUUUCAGAAUCAAAACCAAAAUCAAAACUAACAGAUAAUUUAAUUGUAUUCUCCCGAGCAAUAGAAAAGAAGAAACCUGAGAAUAAAAUGAUCUCGCUUGAUCUAUCAUCUUAUAUUAUAAGUACUCCAGAAUCAUCACAAACAGAUAGUGAUGAUGUGUCACCUCAAAUAAACAGAAGAAAGAAAACAACCCACACUAGGGACUUCUUACCUAAAUUUUCAAUAUCUGUCGAAGAUGAACAUUCUAUUGGUGGAGAAAAUAGAGAUUUUCCUUCACUAAGUCAAAUUAAAUCUGGAGUAUUUGGACAUUCGCCUAGAUCUGUGGUGAGAAGUGCAAGUACAUCAGGAUUAUCACUUAUGAUACCAGCAGAUGAUAUAACCUCAACACCACAUCUGAUCCAUCCAACAAAUGCCGGAGGAGGGUCAAGCACCGCUAGUUCUCGAGAUACUUCUCCAUGUCGUGAAUUAUCUCCAUUAGGAUCUACUUUGAAACCACCUAUUAUUAUUCGUAGAGGUCCUAAAGGAUUUGGUUUUACUGUUCAUACAAUCAGAGUCUAUUAUGGAGACACUGAUGUAUACACAAUGCACCAUCUAGUUAUGGCAGUAGAUGAAGGUAGUCCAGCCUUUGAAGCGGGGCUUCGUCCAGCAGACCUAAUCACUCAUAUAAAUGGGGAAACAGUUCAAGGAUUAUACCACACUCAAGUUUUACAACUUUUGUUGGGUGGUGCCGAACAUGUAAGUUUAAGAGCUACACCUUUGGAACAAACCUCUAUUAAGACUGGAGGUCGAAAAAGGGAGCCAGGUCAAAGCAAACUGGCAAGAAGAAGUCUAAACAGACAGAAGAAACAAAAGAAGGAAAGUGAUAAACGGCGAAAAACUUCUUUGUUUAAAAGAAUAAGUAGUAAAAGGGCCAGUGCUGAAAUGCAACAUAUUUCAAGUGCUAAUCUUCAAUCACCAGUCGGGGUGACUCCAAGCAGAAGUUUUCAGUCAUUUACUAGAAGUAGUGAUAACAGCUUCAGCGCAAAUACAAUCAGAGCUGCCGUUACACCUAGAUCAAAUUUAUCUACUCCAGAUUCUUUUUCAUUAGCCACUGUACAGUUUUCCUCACAAUCAUCUUCGUCAGAGAGUCCAUCACCAACUACAGUUCCCUCUAAUCGCAGUAGUAAACAACAUUAUCAAAGGCCUUCGACUUUGCAUGGCCUUAAACACAAGUUACAUACAACGGGUUGUUCAAAAGCAUUACACACAACUGGCCCUGCUUGCUCGCCUGCUGUGCAAAGUAGAAGAAAAUCUGUUGGUCAUAUUCCUUUAUCACCAUUAGCUCGUACACCAUCUCCAUCUCCUUUACCAGCUUCUCCAACGAGAUCUCCAAGUCCCUUGGCUUUUCCCAUCGGACAUCAACCAGGCAGCUCAAAUACAACUCAAUCUUAUAGCCCUAGCGCAGGCUCUGCUCCAAUAGCAGCAAUUGGCCAACCAAAAAAAAGUUUUGCAAGAGCGAAAAGUGGUGAACCUGGAUCACCAUUGCUGAGAAGAGCAUUAUCUCCUGAUAGACUCCAUCCCAGAAGUGCCGAAAGUAAAUGUUCAAUUUCACCAUUAUGUUCAUCUGGUAGUACAUGCAACUCUAAUGUUAAAUGCCAGGGUAGAGUUGGAGGAAGUUCUUCAAUAUGGCAUCCAAAUACCCAACAAGAUCAGGAUAAAGACAGUGAUUUAGACAUCUCCCAAUCAAGUGAUUCAAGUCUAAAUUCGUCCACGCCCGAAAAUCGUUUAUCUCUAAAUUUAUCAGGAGUUGGAGAGCUGCUUCCACGUAUUGCCGAGGAAAAAGAUUCUCCAACAAAUGGCCAGGAAACUAAACAGAAAAAGUUUACUAAAAGUUUUGAAGAAAAACCAAGUUAUAAAGAACCUUUAAAAGAAGAGAAUACUUCUAAAGAAAAUACUGAUACGAAAGAAAAAAAUUCUGUGAAUAUCGAGAAUAAAGAUACUGUGAAAAAAGAUGAAAUUGAUAAGUUGAAAAAGAAUAUGCAGAAAAAUGAUACAGGUAAAAAAGCGGACAAAGAAAAGAAAGCAAAAUCGGAAGAAUUUCACAAAGUAGACAAAGAGAAGAAACUUAAAGUAGAGGAAGAUCAAAAUAAAAGUGACAGAGAUAAGAAAAGCAAUGUGAAUUAAUGGAAAACAAAACAAAAUAUCUGGUAAAUCUGAAAAAUCAACUAACGAAAUAAAGAUAAUGUAAAAUAAUCAACACAUCAGAGGAAACACAUAGUCAAACAGUCAAAGAUAAAAACAAAAUACAGCUAACACUUUGCUGAAUAAAUAUGAUAAGAAAGACAAAAUUGAUAUUACUGAAUAGAUGUGUGAGUGUGUGUGUGUUUGUGUACAUAGAGCUGUGCUUCCUUUUUAUAUCCAUAGUUCGGUGACGUUGAUUUACGUGUUUUUAGCAAGUCCCAAUGCCAUUGUUUAUGACUAAAAAUGAAAUUUCAGCAAUGAUAGUAUACAUUUUAUACUAUUAGAGGUAAGGGCUAAGAACUGUAAAAAUCGACUUUGCUAAACAAUAUAAAGAGAAGCAAAGCUUUGGCGUUUGCAAAUUUAUAUUGAGUUUUUCUUUAAAUAUGUUUUGAUCAUUAUAUGAACAUCUAAAUCACUCAUGAUUACUAUUAUUAUAUAGUUUAAAUAUGAAGUAAAGCAGCAUACAUGAUUUAAUAAGUUUCAGUUACGACCUAACUAAUUCUAUGGGGUUAUUCUCUUCUUAUCUGAUUUUAUGUACUAUAUUGUAUAGGUUUAAGUGGAACAUAAAAGUAUGUGUUUAUUUUUUUCUCUUAAUCAACUUCGGUAUAAAUAGAUUAUGUCUUUGUAGUUACUGAUAAAUAUGCUGCCACUUGCACAACUUGAUUUUUUUUUAAUAUUCAAUAUCUAAAGUCUUUUGUUAAAAAUUUGUAUUGUUUAGGUGCAUUUUUAGAUUAAGGUAAUAUUAAUUUCAUCAGUCAUUUUUGUCCUAACAUGUUUUUCUUAUUUUUGUUCUGAUUGAGGCUUUGACAUUAUUUUAUAAAUAUUUCAUGUACUUUGCAAAAAGCUAUUCGACUAUAUUUUUUAUUAUGGUGAAAUUAAUUUAAAAAAAUAAUAUUAACACCAUACGAUUAUGUAUUUAAUUUCUAUGAAAAUUCAUUUGACAAAUCGAAAAUUUAAUAUAGUUCUGUGAUAAAUAUCUUAAAUCAAUGUUAAAUUGUCUCACAAUAAGUUGCAAAAUAUUGGACUUGGUCUAGUGGGUUGCUCAAUUUGAUUCUUUUUUUGGGUAUGAUGUUGAAACUGUUGAACUAGUCACUUGUUUUUUUAUGUAUAUUAUUGGUGUUUUAUAAUAAUGGCUUGAAUCCCUAUUUAUAUCAAGAAAGGAAUUUCAUAGUUAUCGGUAUUCAGGUAUUAAUGAAUUAGUUUUCUACAUUAUAUUUUAUAAACCUUUUUAUACUGCAUUUAUAAUCAUAUUUUAGGUUUUAGAAAGAUGUUUUAGAAAUUUUUUAUAAUUAUAUUACUAAAUUACGAGAAACGUCAUAAUUUGUAUUGUUAUAUACCAAUACAAUUUUAUACUUAAAUAAAAAAACAUUUUUUUAAUAGAAACAAACAGUAAAUUUAUGAUUAUUAAUGAACAAUAAAAAUUAUUUGAAUUUGUGAAAACUAGUUCAUUCUGAAAUAUCUUGAAUUGUCAUAACAUAAUGUACCUUAUCAAUUACAUGAACUUUUUUUUACUCUUUUAUAGAUUAUUAUUGAGGUUAUUUAGUAUACAUAAUUUUUAUUGUAUUUAAAAUUUAAGCUAUUUUGAAAUUUAUGCUUAUAAAUACUGUAUUAUUUUUUGAUGAUUAGUAAAAUAUAUUUAUGGUGCCGA
Messenger RNA from Diorhabda carinulata, 6600 nucleotides. It is a transcript of the gene dop, whose product is annotated as microtubule-associated serine/threonine-protein kinase 3. Gene Ontology annotation, biological process: peptidyl-serine phosphorylation; intracellular signal transduction. Lineage: Eukaryota; Metazoa; Arthropoda; Insecta; Coleoptera; Chrysomelidae. Gene Ontology annotation, molecular function: protein binding; magnesium ion binding; protein serine/threonine kinase activity. The transcript has 17 exons. The record is from RefSeq and is a predicted model, not a curated record. Bases 276 to 4895 code for a protein of 1539 amino acids.